AUGUUUCUCGCUGCUGCUUCGGACCCCUCUAUGGGGCAGCAGCAGCAGCAGCAGCAACAGCAGCAGCAGCAGCAGCAACCCUCUGAGGAGCUGCAGCAGCUGCAGCUUCUCUUCUCCGCUAGAGGCUCGGGUACUCCAGUAGGUGACCCGCUGCAGCAGGACCCUCAGCAGCAGCAGCAGCAGCAACAGCAGCAGCAGCAGCAGCAGGAAAUAGGAGGUUUAUGUAGCGGCUUAUCUGGUGCUGCAGCAGCAGCACAGCAGUACCUAGCAUCAACAAGGGGCCCCCCAUCAUCGAUGGGGCCCCCUCCCCCAGUCUCAUACCCUGUACAGCAGGGUCCGCCUCCCCCUAUAACAGGGGGCCCCCUGGGGGGCCCCUCGCGGCUGCUGCUGUUCGUCGAUAGACCCACCAGGACCUUCGCUCUGCAAGAGGGAGAUAUCAGGGACUGUGUCUCUUCCUAUGGCCCCAUAGAAACUGUCAAUCCCUGCCGCACCAAUCGCAGCAGCUACAACCAACCAGCACCAGCAGCACCAGCACCAGCACCAGCAGCAGCAGCAGCAGCAGCAGCAGCAGCAGCAGCAGCAGCAGCAGCAGCGGGAUGA
Molecule: messenger RNA, 600 nt
Organism: Eimeria mitis
Lineage: Eukaryota; Apicomplexa; Conoidasida; Eucoccidiorida; Eimeriidae
Exons: 2
Coding region: 1-600 (199 amino acids)
Source: RefSeq, a predicted model, not a curated record